AUGUGGCCGGAGAGCCCGCUUCUCCGGGACGCCGGCGCUGCCGUGCUCACCGGAUGCGUCGCCAUGGCGGUGCUCCGCUUCUGGGAGGAGGUCGGCAACCGCGCCCUCUUGGACCAAAAACUCUGCAGGAAGCUGGUGCACGUCAGUGUUGGGCUGGUAUAUUUCCUUAUGUGGCCUUUGUUCAGUGCAGAUGAUGUCUAUGCUCCAUUUCUCGCUUCAAUUGUCAUUGCGCUCAAUAUCAUAAAGGUAACCUUGAUUGGAUCUGGUGUAGUUAAAGAUGACGGCGUGGUUAACUCGAUGACAAGAAAUGGAGACUACAGGUAG
Messenger RNA from Triticum turgidum subsp. durum (durum wheat), 324 nucleotides. The record is from the annotation of a GenBank genome assembly. Lineage: Eukaryota; Viridiplantae; Streptophyta; Magnoliopsida; Poales; Poaceae.